AGGAGCCGUCAGGCGCCUGCUCACCGCCCUAGGCGCGGGGCUACGAGCGGGUCUGCCUGGGGAAAGUGCAGAUGCCAGGCCGAGGGCGCCUCCCGCUGGCUUCUGGGGAGUGAAGGUGGGCUGCACUGCAGGCUGGCCUCGCCCCAGAAUCCGGGCUGUCCUCUCCUUCCUCCCUUUGAAAGUCUAAGCCACCACAGGCCUCUUUUUCCUUCCUCUGCUUCCUGUUUCCUCUGUUCAGUUAAAUCUAGUCUGGAAAGCAUUCUUUGGCUGCCCCAGUUACUGACCCUUUGCUCAAAGGGAGGGUCCUCUGCCAUGUGGCCCCUCCAGAAGUCUGCCUAUCUGGGCAGCCACUUUUCCCCAACUCAACUCUGCCCAUACCUUGAGGGAGCUGCUGCUGCUGCUGCUGCUGCUGGCAGCUGGAGGGAGAGCAUGCGUUUGAUUAUGGAGCUGGGACUUGCAGAAACAAAUAGGGCCCAGUGUGGUGGUGCACGCCUGUAAUCCCAGCACUCGAGAGGCUGAGGCAGGAGGAUCGCUGUGAGUUCGAAGCCAGGCUGGGCUAUAUACCAAGACCCUGGCCUCCCCUCCAAAAAAAAAAAGGGCCAGGGACGAAGAUCUCUCUGGAAACCCUCCCUCUAUUACGGCUGAAAAAGCUACUGAGAGAGAGAUGCGUUGGAGUCCAACGCCCUGAGUCUCGGACUGCAAGUCUGAAGCACGGGAGGAGGGACUUGAAAAGGCGGGCUGACCCGACCAGCACAGCAGGCGGGGCGGGGCGGAGACCAGGCCGCGGGUGGGGGCCGCCUUUCCGGAGGAGGCUGGGGGCGAGCGGAGGCGGCGAUGGCUGCCCUGCUCCUGUUGUCUGCGCUCUUGCUGCUCCCCUUGCUGCUGCUGAGGCUGCGCCUCUGGCCGCAGCUGCGCUGGUUCGCGGCGGAUUUGGCCUUCGUGGUGCGCGCCAUGCGCUGCAAAAGGGCUCUGCGAGCGCGCGCGCUGGCCGCGGCGGCCGCCGACCCACAGGGUCCCGAGGGUGGCUGCAGCCUGGCCUGGCGCCUGGCACAGCUGGCUCGGCAGCGCCCCGCGCGUACCUUCCUCGUCCAGGGCAAACGGCGCUUCAGCUACGCGGAGGCGGAGCGCGCGAGUAACCGGGCGGCGCGCGCCUUCCUGCGUGCGCGGGGCUGGCGCGCGGGGCCUGCGGAGCGUGGCGGCGGCGGCGGGGCGGCCGGAGGCGCAGCGGCGGCCCCGCUCGCACCCGGGGCGACUGUGGCGCUGCUCCUCCCCUCCAGCCCGGAGUUCCUAUGGCUCUGGUUCGGGCUGGCCAAGGCCGGCCUGCGCGCGGCCUUCGUGCCCACCGCCCUGCGCCGGGGCGCCCUGCUCCACUGCCUCCGAAGCUGCGGCGCGCGCGCGCUGGUGCUGGCGCCAGAGUUCCUGGAAUCGCUGGAGCCAGACCUGCCGGCCCUGAGGGCCUUGGGGCUCCACCUGUGGGCUGCAGGGCUUGAAACCCCCGAGGCUGGAAUCCACGACGUGCUGGCCGAGGCGGCGGCCGAAGCGGAGGAGCCGGUGCCGGGUUGCCUCUCCGCCCCCCGCAGCGUGAUGGACACGUGCCUGUACAUCUUCACCUCCGGCACCACGGGCCUCCCCAAGGCCUCUCGGAUCAGUCAUCUGAAGGUGCUGCAGUGCCAGGGCUUCUACCAGCUGUGUGGCGUCCGCCCGGAAGACGUGAUCUACCUCGCCCUCCCCCUCUACCACAUGUCCGGCUCCCUGCUGGGCAUCGUGGGAUGCUUGGGCAUCGGGGCCACGGUGGUACUGAAGCCCAAGUUCUCCGCCGGCCAGUUCUGGGAGGACUGCCAGCAGCACAGGGUGACAGUGUUCCAGUACAUCGGCGAGCUGUGCCGGUUCCUGGUCAACCAGCCCCCGAACCAGGCGGAACGAGGCCACAAGAUCCGGCUGGCAGUGGGCAGCGGGCUGCGCCCUGAUACCUGGGAGCGUUUCGUGCGGCGCUUUGGGCCCCUGCAGGUGCUGGAGACCUAUGGCCUGACUGAGGGCAACGUGGCCACCUUCAACUACACCCGGCAGCGGGGGGCCGUGGGGCGCGCUUCCUGGCUGUACAGGCACCUCUUCCCCUUCUCUUUGAUCCGCUAUGACGCCGCCACCGGGGAGCCAGUUCGGGAUGUCCAGGGGCGCUGCGUGGCCGCAUCCCCAGGUGAGCCAGGGCUGCUGGUGGCCCCCGUGAGCCAGCAGUCCCCGUUCCUGGGCUACGCGGGGGGCCCGGAGCUGGCCCGGGGGAAGCUCCUGCAGGACGUCUUCCGGCCUGGGGACGUGUUCUUCAACACGGGGGACCUGCUGGUCUGCGAUGACCAAGGCUUCCUGCGCUUCCAUGACCGGACGGGGGACACCUUCAGGUAUCGCCCCGAACUGUCUGGUUCUUUUUCCUGGACACGUGGUCUCCGAGCCAGACCUGACUUCCACUCCCUCGUCUGCCUCCUGCUCAGCCCUCCGGGUCCUCCGAACUCUCCGUCUCUGUCUUCAUGCGCGGUUACUCCCCUCCCCGACCUCAGCUGCUCCCAGCAGGCUCGCAGGCCCUGGCCCCUGGCUCCUGGUUUCAGCCCUCUGCUCUCCGACAGGUGGAAGGGGGAGAAUGUGGCCACAACUGAGGUGGCAGAGAUCCUCGAAGCCCUGGACUUUCUUCAGGAGGUGAACAUCUACGGAGUUCCUGUGCCAGGACACGAAGGCAGGGCUGGAAUGGCAGCCUUGGUUCUGCGUCCGCCGCACGCUUUGGAUCUCGGGCAGCUCUACGCCCACGUGUUUGAGAACUUGCCGCCCUAUGCACGGCCUCGGUUCCUACGGCUUCAGGAGUCUUUGGCCACCACUGAGACCUUCAAACAGCAGAAGGUUCGGAUGGCAAGCGAGGGCUUUGACCCGAGCACACUGUGUGACCCGCUCUACGUCCUGGACCAGACUGCGGGUGCCUACCUGCCCCUCACCCCUGCCCGGUAUAGCGCCCUUCUGGCCGGGGACCUCCGAAUCUGACCCCUUCCAUAGCCAGCACCCAAGGGAGGGCCUUUGAGUGCUGCCGGCCACUGCAGGUAUACCCGGGGCUGUCAGGGACCUUUUAUACAUCGAUUGUCUUUGUUUCAUAAUAAAUGAUGCUGGAGCCAACUUGGCUGACUUUCUGA
Molecule: messenger RNA, 3167 nt
Organism: Heterocephalus glaber (naked mole-rat)
Lineage: Eukaryota; Metazoa; Chordata; Mammalia; Rodentia; Bathyergidae
Gene: Slc27a3
Product: solute carrier family 27 member 3
Biological process (GO): long-chain fatty acid metabolic process
Cellular component (GO): endoplasmic reticulum membrane; mitochondrion; plasma membrane
Molecular function (GO): long-chain fatty acid-CoA ligase activity
Source: RefSeq, a predicted model, not a curated record